Molecule: messenger RNA, 966 nt
Organism: Epinephelus lanceolatus (giant grouper)
Lineage: Eukaryota; Metazoa; Chordata; Actinopteri; Perciformes; Serranidae
Product: olfactory receptor 4B13-like
Biological process (GO): detection of chemical stimulus involved in sensory perception of smell; G protein-coupled receptor signaling pathway
Cellular component (GO): membrane
Molecular function (GO): odorant binding; G protein-coupled receptor activity; olfactory receptor activity
Source: RefSeq, a predicted model, not a curated record
UUGGAGCAUUACUGCAAAAUGAGUAAUACAUCCAAUUUAGUUAUAUUUUCUCUGUCUGGCUUUAGUGCCACUGUCAACUAUAAAGUUACAUUUUUCUCUCUCACUUUACUGUGUUAUUGUCUAAUCGUGGUGGUAAAUGUGUCUCUCAUUUUAACCAUAAUUUUGGAUCAAAAUUUACAUAAACCCAUGUAUGUUUUUUUGUGUUCUUUGUGCAUCAAUGGACUCUAUGGAGCUGCUGGCUUUUAUCCUAAAUUUGUCUUUGAUCUGCUGUCUGACGUUCAAGUAAUAUCAUAUACAGCAUGCCUUUUGCAAGUCUUUGUUAUAUACUCUAGUUCACAAAUCGACUACUCUAUUCUAGUUCUCAUGGCCUAUGACAGAUAUGUGGCCAUAUGUCGACCUCUGGAGUAUCACUCUGUGAUGUCUGUGCAAAGGAUUGCUGUGUUAAUUGGUUUGUCCUGGCUUGUACCUUUCUGCUCUGAAGUUAUGGUUGUAACUUUGACAUCCACACUGAAAUUAUGUGGCUCCCACAUAGAUAAACUCUAUUGUGAGAACUGGUCAAUUGUUAAACUUGCCUGUGGCUCAACAAGAGCAAAUUACAUAGUUGGAUUGAUUUUUAUUGUUUUCUAUUGUGCUCAUGUCCUCUUGAUUUUAUGUUCAUAUGUGCAGUUGGUACAGUCAUCUUUAAAAUCCAAAGAGGGGAGGAGAAAGUUCACACAGACAUGUGUGCCACAUCUGUUAUGUCUGUUUAAUGUCACAGCUGCUUUGCUUUUUGAUAUUAUGUACUCAAGGUAUGGAUCAGCAGCUAUACCACAGAAUUUAAGGAACUUCAUGGCCUUACAAUUUCUCAUAAUUCCACCUAUUAUAAACCCUAUUAUUUAUGGACUGAUUCUGACUAGAAUUCGAAACAGAAUGAUAUAUUUGUGUAUGAUGGCAGGUCAAAGAUUUAAAUUGAGAUUCAAGGUUUAG